This is a messenger RNA of Aspergillus clavatus NRRL 1, 1554 nucleotides long. Its product is annotated as cytochrome P450. The coding region runs from base 1 to 1554 and encodes 517 amino acids. The record is from RefSeq and is a predicted model, not a curated record. NCBI's taxonomy places the organism in Eukaryota, Fungi, Ascomycota, Eurotiomycetes, Eurotiales, Aspergillaceae. The transcript is spliced from 2 exons. Gene Ontology annotation, molecular function: iron ion binding; oxidoreductase activity, acting on paired donors, with incorporation or reduction of molecular oxygen, reduced flavin or flavoprotein as one donor, and incorporation of one atom of oxygen; heme binding.
AUGGCAUUCCCACUUGUCACCAUCGCAGCUGUAGCUGUGGCCUUGCGCCUACUCUGGGUGUUGGUCUCGAAAUGGCAGAAUGCACAGAAUGCUCGCCGCCUGGGUUGUGGCUCGACUCCUCUCUACCCCAGUGAUUUUAUUGGAAUUAGCGUACUCAAGGAAGCCUUGAAGGCGGACAAGGCGAAACAGCUCCUCCAGUUAAUCGAGCGUCGGGUUGCGCUCAUGAGUGACCGGGAGGGACGAUAUGUGUCGACUUUCCGCUUGCGGCAAAUCGGCCGCGAGAUGUACUUCACCACAGACCCGAAGAACAUCCAGGCGGUUUUGGCAACACAGUUCAAGGACUUCGAGCUGGGAGCUCCCCGGAGGAACGCCAUACACUCGUUGCUGGGCACGGGCAUUUUCACUUCUGAUGGAGAGGAAUGGUCCCGGUCAAGAGCGCUCCUUCGUCCUCAGUUCACGCGCGGCCAGAUCAGCGAUCUGGAGUUGGAAGAACGACACGUUCAGAACGCGAUGCGGGCAAUGCGUGUUGUGAACGACAAGUGGACCGAUGCGGUGGACAUCCAGUCCAUCUUCUUCCGAUUGACUAUCGACUCUGCAACCGAGUUUCUCUUUGGCGAGAGCGUGGAAAGCCAGCUCUCAGCCCUGAAUGGCGGCGGAACCCCAGCCGACCAAUUUCCCUACUACUUUGAUCGAUCGCAAUGGUACUGCGCGCAACGGGGUCGCUUCGAAAAGCUAUGGUGGGUUGUGAACAACCGGGAAUCACGCCACGCGGAGAAGGAGGUACACGCCUACGUCGACCGCUUCGCGCAGAACGCUAUCAAAACCGCCCAGGAAGGCAAACUCGCGACGGACGAUUCCUCUCGCUACGUUUUCCUGCACGCGCUGGCUUCUGUCACGCAGGAUCCCGUCGAACUGCGCUCGCAGCUGCUGAACAUCCUCCUCGCCGGCCGUGACACGACUGCAUCCCUGCUGAGCUGGACGAUGCUGCUUCUCGCGCGCCACCCGGCCGAAUUUCAGAAGCUCCGACAGGCCGUCGUCGAUGAGUUUGGCACCUACGACCAACCCCGGAACCUGACCUUUGGCGCCCUCAAAUCCUGUCAACCUCUACAGCACUGCAUGAAUGAAGUCCUCCGCCUGUUUCCCGUCGUGCCUGGCAACCGCCGGAUCGCCACGAAGGAUACCACGCUGCCUCGGGGCGGUGGCAGUGACGGCUCGCAACCCAUCUACGUGCGCAAGGGCCAGCCCGUCGCGUACAGCAUGCACAUCUUGCACCGCCGCAAGGACAUCUGGGGCCCCGACGCAGAGGAGUUCAAGCCCAGCCGGUGGGUGGACCGCAAGGUGGGCUGGGACUACGUUCCGUUCAAUGGCGGCCCGCGCAUCUGUCUCGGGCAGCAGUUCGCGCUCACGGAGGCCGGAUACGUCUUGGUCCGGUUGCUGCAGCGGUUCGACGCGAUUGAAGACGUGCAACCGCAUCUGGAGAUCCGCUAUGCGCUGAAUCUGACCAGUGCGCCGGCGGACAAUGUUACUGUCCGGUUGAGGGAGGCUUCGAAGUAG